This is a messenger RNA of Nematocida ausubeli, 366 nucleotides long. RefSeq lists its product as uncharacterized. Bases 1 to 366 code for a protein of 121 amino acids. NCBI's taxonomy places the organism in Eukaryota, Fungi, Microsporidia. The record is from RefSeq and is a predicted model, not a curated record. The transcript has a single exon.
AUGCAUCUCGAACGAUCUGCUCGUAAAAUGCGCGCACACAGAAAAUACACACGGAAAGAAAUUGCAUUCAAGAUAGAGCAGUGUAUUCCCAUGGCACUGCAUAGGAUAAUAUUUAAUAUUCCAGGCACAUGCUAUUUCUUAUUUUGCAUUCUGCAUAAGCACUCAACCCGCAUAUAUUCUGUUUGUCCUUGCUCUGUGCUAGUGAUAUUUAACUUAAUCUUUCUACUGUAUGAUAAAAUCACAGUAAUAUUGUCUGCACAUUGCAGAGUCCACUACCCUAAAGGCUUUUAUUUUCUUGGCCAAGUGCUUUUUAUUAUAUGUUCAGUACUAUACGACUGCAUAUGCAUAGAAAGUAGGAGUAAUUGA